AUGAGCGUCCUGCUGCCCAAUAUGGCGGACUUCGACACGAUCUACGAGCUGGAGGAGGAGGACGAGGAGGAGCAGGAUGAGCCCGAGCCCGUGGUGCGGAGCCAGGAGCUGCCCCGGCCCCGCGACGCGCCCGAUCCCGUAGCGGUACGGGGCGCCGGGCACAUCACCGUGUUUGGCUUGAGCAACAAGUUUGAUACAGAAUUUCCUUCUGUUCUGACAGGGAAGGUGGCCCCUGAGGAAUUCAAGACCAGCAUCAGCCGAGUGAACGCCUGCCUGAGGAAGAACCUCCCUGUCAAUGUGAAGUGGCUGCUCUGUGGCUGCCUGUGCUGCUGCUGCACCCUGGGCUGCAGCCUCUGGCCUGUGGUCUGUCUUAACAAAAGAACUAGAAGAUCAAUUCAGAAGUUAUUAGAAUGGGAAAAUAACAGACUAUAUCAUAAGCUUGGUUUGCACUGGAAGCUGAGUAAAAGGAAAUGUGAAACUAGCAAUAUGAUGGAAUAUGUAAUAUUAAUAGAGUUCUUACCAAAAUACCCCAUAUUUCGACCUGACUGAGGAACAACAUUGGUCUUUCAUGUUACCUGUCAUUUUCUACCCUUAGUGCCUUGUAGAUGAUUUUGGAAAGAAGAUGGUCUACUUUGCUGUGACUUAAAAAUGUUCUUCAGUAGAACUCUUCCUUGCUGUUACUUUCUUUUGUUAAGAAGAGAACAAUUUGCACAUUUUUUUAUGUUAAACGAGGCUUCUAUGUUGCACUCUGAAUUUUUAACAUUACCAAUAACUGAUAGAGUUGCCACUAGGGAUCUUAACAUCAGUGCUGCUUAAACUUGUUCUGAGCAUGCUGCCUUAUUAAUUUCUCUCUUUGCUGUCCUCCAAUGUGCAUCCUAAAGCUGUGUCAUCCUAUAUUUCAUCCUAAGUGUUGCAAUCCUAGAAACCCUCAGUAGGAAUGUCCAGGUAAACUCCAGUAGUAAUGAUUUUAGUAGAACCUGCUUGCAUAGGACUUGCAUUCAACAGCACUGGUUUUGUCCUGCACUUUGCAAAAUCAUCAUUUACAUUUAGGGGGUUCUUUAGUUUACCCACUAUGGAUUUGUAAAUAUUGACUCUUUGCAUAAUGUAAAGUGUGGUAUGCCAAGGUUUACAGAAUGUAUUAUAGCUCUUAUUCUAUUGCCAACAUCCCCAGCAUCUGUUCCACGUGCUCGUUCCCCUGGGAUUGUACAGCCCCACCCACACUGCUUUUAUGGGAAAGCCAUAAAGAGUUUGUACAUAUGUCAGAUGUGUAGGGCUCAGUUGCACUUUGUUUAGUAAAUGGAUGAAAAAUGCAUAGCAUUUCUGUCUUUAUUUUGAAAAGUAUUUCAGCUGGUGUUUGCAGCACCUGAAAUACAAAGCUGAAAUCUUCACCUCUGCAGAAGCUGCAUUUGUGGGGUAGAUGGCAGCUGUUGUUAACAAAAUACCCUAAAGUCUCUUUUGAAGCGAGGAAUAUAUGGAUGUUAAGUUCUAUUUUGUUUUGAAGUCAGGAAAAAUUAGCCUCAAAUCGGGGAUCUUUGUUCCAGAAGAGAAAAAUCAGAAACAGCCAAAUCCAAGCUGAAGCAGCACCUUUGUUACUGGGGUGGUUGCACUUCAGCAUUUUCACAGUUUAGUGACAUGAAGUCCCUUCCAGUGGAAAGAGGUUUUAUCUCAGUCAAAGUGGAGAUUCCAAACAUGCUGAGGGGAGCAAGUGCAGCAGUUGAAGGGGCUUCUGAAUAUGUUUUGGCAGUCAGGCACUGUCUGGAGAGCCAGGAGAGCCUUGUGGAAUUCAGUAUUAUUUUGGAUUCUUCCCUGUUUGCCUGAUCUCAGGAAGGGAAGUCAUUGUAGAAAAACUUCCUCUAAUGGCUGAUCUAAGCAAGAGCACUUGAUAAAAGAAAGCAAAUGGAAAUUGUUGCAAGUUCCUUGCCUUUCCUAACUAGAAAUAACAAAGCCCAGCAGAUAACUGAGAAUCUGCAAGUUGUGGUGGAUUUCAUUAUCAGUGUCCAGGCAUUUCUUUGCAGCAUCUUGACUCCCUGCAACAUCAUCCCAAGUUGCUUUUUAGUUUCAGGGUGACUUGGGGUUUCCUCUGAAUGUAUUUGCAUCUCUCCAGUUUGCAAUAUGCUAUUAAAAUACAGUAUUUGUCAGACCAUUACAUCCUAAUACCUGUAGUAGGUCAGAUUCCUUGUACACAGUGUUUACAGAAGGCCAGUUUUAUGCAAGUUGUUACUCAAAGGGAAGUUUGUGCUCUUUCCUGUCCCAGACUGAUGGUUCAGAGUUUGAAAUCUGCACAUUUCAUGCAGAAACUUUGUUUGACUGGUAGAUUGGUGACAACUAAAUGUGUAAUUGCAUUUCUAACAUGAAUAAAAACCUCCUGUGUUGUUUGAAAUUAUCAUUAGCUACACCUUGCAACUGAGAUUUCCAUUGCAGAACCAAGCAAAGUGUUGUCUCCAAUUUAUUUCUGUUUUUUGGGGAUGAGUGUUAACUGGAAGCAGAGAAAAUAAUGGCAGAAAAGGCAGAGUAAACCAAAACUGAAAUGGCACACUCAGUUCUUUCUUUGGAUUUCACUGACAAAUGAGUUUCUGGAGUAAUUAACAGAAUA
Messenger RNA from Melozone crissalis (California towhee), 2593 nucleotides. It is a transcript of the gene CHIC1, whose product is annotated as cysteine rich hydrophobic domain 1. The record is from RefSeq and is a predicted model, not a curated record. The coding region runs from base 1 to 549 and encodes 182 amino acids. The transcript is spliced from 6 exons. Lineage: Eukaryota; Metazoa; Chordata; Aves; Passeriformes; Passerellidae.